UCAGCUCUCCCAGGCCAUCGGUCUACAUCACACCCCAAAGACACACACAGACACACCGUCCAACCACGCCCGCAUGGUGGCGCCUGCACAUAGGGAUGCAUAGCGUGUCAACCUUACCGAUAUGUGGGGUGUUCAGGGAGAAAAGAAAGAGAAGGGGCCCCACUUCAAGCGUUCUGUCGUUGACCACCGGCGCAAGCACGACAGCAUGGUGGCCUGCAUAGAUACAGGGGACAUCCGGAGUACAUGGUGCCGUCUGCCUCUCUGGCUGAUAGAUAUACGCACCGGGAUGUUGUUCCGCUGGCCGAUGGCCAUCAGCGGUCUGGCCAUGCCCUCUGCGCAUGCAGCCACGUCGCCCUCACUGAGGCCGUCUGCCUCUGCAAUGCAUCCGGCGGAAGGCCGGCUACACACAGGAUACACCGUACACACACACCGUCCUCUCCCGCUCGCCCCAUCACUCACCGGCGGAAGGCCGGCUACACACAGGAUACACCGUACACACACACCGUCCUCUCCCGCCCGCCCCAUCACUCACCCAACCAUCGAAACAGUCCCCACUGGAAUCGCUCCCCGCUCGACCAUCGGGCGAGGCAGGCCUUCAUGGUGGGCUGCACACACGUGCACAUCGCACACAGACAGACAGACACACAGACAGACAGAUGCAUCCAUGUGCCAUGCAUGGUGCUGCCUGUUCGGCUGGCGUGUGUACGGGGAUGAGGUCUCGCUGGCCGAUGGCCAUCAGCAGUCUGGCCAUGCCCUUGACACACUGAACAACGUCCUCCUCGCUCAAUCGGCUCGCCUCUCCCAAAGCGUCGGUCUACAUUACACCCCACAGACAUCGCGAGUGCAUGGUGUAUAUACGCACCGCGAUGUGGUUUCGCUGGCCGAUGGCCAGCAGCACUUUUCCGAUGUCUUCCGUGCAUUCGAACACUUCGUCCUCGUUCAGGCCGCUGGCCUCUGCCAAUCCCUCAUUCUACAUCCACACCACACAAGACGACACACACACAUCCAUCCAUGUCUCGCACCCAUCCAGCCCAGUCCAGUCGCGUUUGUUGUAGUCAUAGUCAUCGGCGUCGAUCGUGUAGUGGGCGAGAAUGAGCGACACGUACGCCACCUGAUCGGUCGAUUGCACGCACUCAGGUACAUGGGGGUGGUUGAGAGUGAGCUGUCGAUCGAACUGACCAGCGAGAGGUGCGGCUGGUCCGUGCCGGGCAGGUACUCGUCGCCUGAAUUGAUUACAAAGAGAGAGGAGAGAGAAAGGGGCAGCUGUAUGGUGUGUCCAUGUCGCUUCCCCUCUCUCUCUCUCCGUGUGUGUGAACUCACUGAGGUAGGUGAACUGGUCCAUGAUGUCCGUCGCCAGGCAGAGGUACUUGUCGUCGAGGCGCAUGACGUUGGCGGCGUCAAAUAACCUCUCGACAGCCAUGCCGCGAGUGCCGGCGUUCCACCACUCCGAGCGACUCGACACAUACUCGCGCGGCAGCACAAACGCCUAAGGGCACACGUCACACCACAUCACACAGCAGCACAGUUCAGUUGGUUGUGUGUGUUGAUGCGCCGGGUGCUAUGGCCGUAGGUCAGUGAAUGGGAUGUCCGUACCUUGACUUGGGGUAUGCAGAUUUCCUCGCCGCCCUUCUCGGCAGCCGCCAUCUCUUCGUCCAGGGCACGUGGCGCCACCAUCUGCUGCUGGGCGGGCUCAGGCGGCAGAGCAGAAAGCGAUUGUGCGAAAGCGAUUCUGUCUGGGACUGUCCGUGCGAAAGCGAUUCUCGACGAUCCGAGCUCGUUUUUUGAGGUUGGGUUUUGGCGGAUUUUGGUAGUGAG
This is a messenger RNA of Vitrella brassicaformis, 1815 nucleotides long. Lineage: Eukaryota; Vitrellaceae. The record is from the annotation of a GenBank genome assembly.